CCUACUCGACGCAGGCGCCUACGGCGCAGGCGCACUCGGCUCGUAAUUCGAGUGAGCUGUAGCUGUGGUCUGGCUGGUCGGAGUUCACUUCAUCCCUUUUGUUGCCAUCAUUGACGGCAUUUGACCCUCCUAACUUGAAGAAAAUGGUGAAUGUCUUGAAAGGCGUGCUUAUAGAAUGUGACCCUGCUAUGAAGCAGUUUCUGCUGUACUUGGAUGAGUCAAAUGCCCUAGGGAAGAAAUUCAUCAUACAAGACAUAGAUGACACCCAUGUCUUCGUACUGGCAGAGCUGGUUAACUUCCUCCAGGAGCGAGUGGGAGAACUAAUGGACCAGAACUCUUUUCCUAUUACACAGAAAUGAACAGACUAGAAAAUGAGACUUCACCUAUCUCAGAAACUCUGAAAUUGUAAACAACAAAGAAAAGAACAAGAUUUUUCCACCUAGCAUUUUAUGAGACUGAUUACAUAGAUAAUUAAGCAUUUAUUUAGCAGUGGUUAUUGCACAAAUGCAUAUCCUUAGACUAAAUAUUCCUGAGUUGUUUGGUUUCUGUUCAGUCCGUAGACAACAUGAAUAAAAACUUUACUAGAAUUCCCUAUGAUUUGAAUUUUGUUUGUGUAUUACCAUAGAAAUUUAAAUGUAUUUCUGUUUAUACAGCUAGCAUAGGCUAGCAUAAUAUGCUUUUGAAUUAUUCAUCUGACCUAAAUGUUUAUUUUUGUUAUAAAACAUUUCAGGAAUUUACUGUGUCUUAUCUAAAUAUGGCAGUGAGGUAGGAGACUUCAGGAAUGUUGUCUAUAACUUUUUUUUUUUUUUUUUGCACCUACAUGAGAGCUAUCAACUGAAAAGGAUUGGUGGGAGACCAUGGAGAAGGGAGAUCCACAUAGAAGUUUACUUCUCCCUCGCUGCUUAACAAGUUAGUCUUAGGUACAGGCAACCAGAUAAGGAAGAUCUAUGCGGAUUUGUGACACCUGCCAGGCAAUCAUCCUCAUGUCUAUAUGGUUGGUCUAACCACAGGUGGGAACUGGCCUCAAGGCCAGUUUUGUGAAGUUUGCAUUCAGUCAAAGGGCUGCACUUGAGGACCUAGAGGGCCACAUGUGGCCUUGAAGUCAAAGGUUCCCCACCCCUGGUCUAACCCAUUAUAGUUAAAUAAAUUUAUGCAAAUAAGUUGUUAAAACUUGCCUUAUCAUUUACCUGUGCAAUAGUCUUUACAUGACUUAGGAAAAAUUAGGUGGAAAUAGAGGUUGGAACCAGAUUGAAAGAGAAGUACUAAAAGAAUAAAAAAAAUUAUGAUACAUGACUUUUUUAAAAUAACUGCCUGAACUUAGGAGCUUUGAAGCUAAAGGUAACAAAUAGAGACCUCCCUGCAGGAGCACAAACAUCAUGGAAACAGAAUAGCUUGAUUUGGGCUCUCUCCUUUGUGUAAAGAUUAGCUAUGUUGAGAACCUAAGAUCAUGUAGCAGAAAUAAUGGCCUUGAUAAAGCUCAUAUGAGACUACCUGCAUGCUCCAAAUAAACCCAGCUCCAUGCAGUAUCUCUCUCCUAAGCAGAAGCAUAAUAAUAAGCUUUAUAAAAGAGAACAUGCCAGUUUUAUUUCUUUAUGGAUUCAUUAUCUAUCCCUAAGCAUUAUGAAGUUAGGAAUAUCCCUGGUUCCCUAGGAAUAAAUCACCAAACUUAGUAGUAAUUCACAUGCUUAGACAAGAGUACACUGCUAUGAUAGUUUUUAAAAGACUAUCUUCCAGAAUUUUUGAGUUUCAAAAAAUUAAAAUUAUAUUGAGGAAAUGGUAACUAUGUAGUUUUCUUAUACAAGGAAAUGCAUGUUGUCAACAGAUAAAAUUUAUAUUAUGAGCAAGGGAUUUGUGGUAAGGCAGAUACCACCAAGAAGUAUAUUUUUCUCAGAAAUUCAUUUGUGGUUUAUUUUAACUAAUUGUAUUGAUAAAUAGUUUAGGAAUCAUUGAUGGCGAGGGACCAAGGAAAUUGCAUUAAAUUCUUUUCAAAGGGAUAGAAAUGAGGUUUGUAUUUGACUAAGUAAGCCAUAAUCUAAAAUCAAGCCCUUACCAGGUUUCAGUCAGGGAAAAGAAUGCUGGCUUUGUAUUAGAACUUCAGGAAUCCUGAAUAUGCAUCAUAUCUUAUGUAACAAUGUGUUCUGAGAAAUCUGCUUUAGGUUGCCUGAUGAAUGUUGAUGGCAGCCAAGAAAUUAGGAAUGUCAAUCUAUGACAUGACGAUGAUCAUAUUUUGAAUAUUAAUGUCACCUUUAAUGUAUUAAAUAUUAAUUAUUAAAUAUCAAUUACAACUUUUCUGUGAA
Trichosurus vulpecula (common brushtail) is the source of this 2297-nucleotide messenger RNA. It is a transcript of the gene GTF2H5, whose product is annotated as general transcription factor IIH subunit 5. Gene Ontology annotation, biological process: nucleotide-excision repair; transcription by RNA polymerase II; nucleotide-excision repair, preincision complex assembly. The transcript is spliced from 3 exons. Gene Ontology annotation, cellular component: transcription factor TFIIH core complex; transcription factor TFIIH holo complex. NCBI's taxonomy places the organism in Eukaryota, Metazoa, Chordata, Mammalia, Diprotodontia, Phalangeridae. The coding region runs from base 144 to 359 and encodes 71 amino acids. The record is from RefSeq and is a predicted model, not a curated record.